AUGUUGGCAAACGCAAAGUAUAGCCUUGGAGGAGGGUGCCUGGAUGCCAUAUUGAAAACCAAGGAGAAGGUUUAUGACGGCAUAGUCGAACAUCUUGAGAUUGAAGGCUAUCCUACGGAAGCAAAUCCAGAUUUUAAAGAAGCCAAUAUCAGCGACUUGGUCUACAUCACCCUUCAUCCUAUACUCUUCGAUUUCAAACGCAAGACGGGACGCACCGUACGCUUAUUGAGGGAGAAAGAGAUUGUCUCUACAGACGGCGAGACAGGAGGCACGGAGGAAUUUGUUAUGGUGGACCUGGUUUCGGUAACAGAGGAGAAGUUUAUCUUCAUAGUAGAGGCAAAGAGAUCUUCUCUGGGACAAGCGAUGAAACAGUGUUUGCUGGCUAUGAAGGAUAUGAGAGAUAACAAUGGUGGUGUUGGCGAGGUGUACGGUGACAAACAAGCUGGAUGUACUAUUUCAUACGAUGGGCGAAGAAAAAGAGAAAUGGAUGAAGGGCUAUGCGGUUCUGGUGGACUGCAUGUACGCAGCGUUGGGCAAUGGAGGCAUCGUGGAGAAAUGAUUGAGGGGAAUAUUACUAUUUUCCACGGGGGCGUAGCCAUCACGAGUGAAGUGAAGGGAUUGUUUUCGACAAAGACGAGAGUACACGAAGAACAAAGAUUGCACAACGACAAGGGACUCAGCUACACACGGGCAACUCCUCGAUCUGACCUCACGGGAGCAGUCACGAUCAAUAUGAACACCUUUGGAGCAUUUGUGCGUAGCUACGCCGGCCACUUCAUCACUGGGGCCUUUACCCUCGUUGCGACCGGUGGCCUCAUUUGGGACAACCACAAAGGACGUAGAGACGCUGUGGACAAACUCGAUACCAAGAUCGAUGGAGUCAAGGACCUUGGAGCGGAAGUCCAAGACUGCCAGUCAAUGAUCCUGGAAAACGGACAUCACAUUAUGAAUGCACUUGACGGAAAUAAAAAGCCGAUGAGGGAGUGGCUCCACAAGCUUGAGCGUUGCAAGCAGUCUGGUGGUGAGGAUUGCGAGCGAUGGAGGGUCGGGCGAGACGGAGGGGGUGGCGAGGCUUGGCCUUGCUUGAGACAGCGGAUUGAGCUUUUAGAGAAUCUUGCCUACUAUGGUGACCCGAGAUAUACCUGA
Messenger RNA from Morchella importuna, 1146 nucleotides. RefSeq lists its product as uncharacterized. Lineage: Eukaryota; Fungi; Ascomycota; Pezizomycetes; Pezizales; Morchellaceae. The transcript has 10 exons. The record is from RefSeq and is a predicted model, not a curated record. The coding region runs from base 1 to 1146 and encodes 381 amino acids.